This is a messenger RNA of Paecilomyces variotii, 753 nucleotides long. RefSeq names its product cap binding protein. The coding region runs from base 1 to 753 and encodes 250 amino acids. Gene Ontology annotation, biological process: translational initiation. Gene Ontology annotation, cellular component: eukaryotic translation initiation factor 4F complex; cytoplasm. The record is from RefSeq and is a predicted model, not a curated record. Gene Ontology annotation, molecular function: translation initiation factor activity; RNA 7-methylguanosine cap binding. NCBI's taxonomy places the organism in Eukaryota, Fungi, Ascomycota, Eurotiomycetes, Eurotiales, Thermoascaceae. The transcript has 3 exons.
AUGGCUACCGCCACAGAGAACGGCCAGCCGCCCGUGAAAGACGAGAACACCGCACCCGAGGCGGCCAACGAACAGCAGGAGCAGAAGGAACAGACAAACGGCGCGAAUGGUGACCUUGUUACUGUGUUCCAUGACCCGGAAAACUUCAAUGUCAAGCAUCCCCUUAUGCAUGAGUGGACCCUUUGGUUCACCAAGCCCCCCAGCGGCAAGGGUGACAACUGGAACGAGCUUCUGAAAGAAGUAGUCACGUUCAGCUCUGUCGAGGAAUUCUGGGGUAUCUACAACAACAUCACUCCCACGUCUGAACUCGGUCUGAAGGCCGACUACCACCUCUUCAAGAAGGGAAUCCGUCCCGAGUGGGAAGACCAGCAGAACAAGCACGGUGGCAAGUGGUCAUACUCUUUCAAGGACAAGCGCUCUGUCCCAAUAGACGACCUCUGGCUGCACGCCCAGCUCGCUGCUAUCGGUGAGACCCUCGAGAAUGACGGAGACAACGAAGUGAUGGGUGUGGUCGUCAACGUCCGUAAGGGCUUCUACCGUGUCGGUCUGUGGACACGCACCACGGGCAAGAGCAUCCCCGGUGACAAGGGUGAGGGUCGCUCCGCGGCCAAGGGCAAGGAGGUUCUGGAGAACAUUGGUCGCCGAUUCAAGGAGGUGCUGCGCCUGAAGGACACAGAUGUUGUCGAGUUUUCAGGUCAUACCGACAGUGCACACAGCGGUAGCACGCGCGCCAAGGCUAAGUACACUGUCUAA